AUGAUACACGAUGAUGGUGGAUUUACACCAGCUCAAAAAUUCUACUAUUUACGGUCAAGUGUUAGUGGCCAGGCGUUAGACCUUAUCAAGUCGGUUCCAAUGACAGAUACAAAUUAUGAGGUGGCAAUAGAACGCCUGAAACAACGGUAUGAUAAUCGCAGUCUUGUCAUUCAGUCACAUAUUCGAUCUCUCCUGGAAUCUCCAUAUGUAGAACAGCCGAGGGCUAAAGACCUGCAAGCUCUACAUGCCCAUGUAAGCACCCAUGUUGCAGCUUUAAAGGCGCUUGAUCAGCCAACGGAGCACUGGGAUGCGUGGCUAGUAACGAUAAUCGUCAGUCGUUUGGAUUCUGCUACUAGUCAUGCCAGUCGAUGUAUAGCUUUCGAGUCUUCCGAAGCAACUUCUGGACCAAUAAGAGAUAUCAGAACUACAUUGGCCGGUGAAACAGCAAAAAAGAGCAAUGCCAAAAAUGUAUUUCCUGAGACAAAGCGAUCUUUAGUGGCAUCAUCCAAUACAGUAUCCUGUAAAUACUGCACUGAUGCUCAUAAAUUGUAUCACUACGAGAAGUUCAAGGCCGCUACUAUAAACACACGUCUCUCAUUUGUUCAGGAAAAACGAAUGUGUUUCAACUGUUUGACUCCUGGGCAUAUGGCAAAUGUUUGCAGAUCCACUUAUAGUUUUCGGACGUGCAACCGCAAACAUCAUUCGUUAUUACAUCAAGAAAGGCAGCAACAAAUACCAGAGAAGGAGCAGCUUGAAAAUAAGCAACCUGAUAUAAGUCAGCAGCUAUCUACCUCCGGAGUCGUAGUAUCUGCACCAGUACCAGUGAAUACCACCGCAGAAAAUUCACACGUAUUUCUUGCUACAGCAUUAGUCAUGGUUCAGGACAAAAAUGGUGGACAUCGACAGUGCAGAGCCAGCUUGGAUAGUGGCUCUCAAGUCAACUUCGUUUCAAAGAGUUAUGCAAACUUACUGCAGCUAGCAUGUAAGAAGUCUUCAUUGCCAAUAAGUGGUAUUGGAGACAAUCGUUUAAAGGCAAGGUCGUGCAACUUUCACCGUCCUCAAAGUGUUGACCUACUUAUUGGAGGUGGCUCGUUCUUCGACAUUUUGGGAACAACAAAAAUACCAUUGAAUAUAGGUUCAGUCACGCUUUAUGAGAGUAACUUUGGAUGGCUUGUAACGGGAGAACUGCCUAAACGCCAAACACCAACACUUUUGUCAAUUGGACAGACGAUAGAGGAGGAUUGGAAGGUUCUCGGAAUCGUUGAGGAUACAAGCUAUGGUCGAACAUCAAGGGCGAAUAAGAGAAAUCAAGAAGAGCUAGAAACAGUGCAACAUUUUAAGCAACACACAAUACGUGAUGAGGAAGGGCGUUUUGUUGUACGACUUCCCAUCAAGGAGACAAUCAGUGAAAUAGGCGAAACCUUACCUAUGGCGAUCGCACGAUUCUUAAAUGUAGAGAAAAGAUUGCAGCAUGACGAACACCUGAAGAACGAUUUAUGA
This is a messenger RNA of Metopolophium dirhodum (rose-grain aphid), 1500 nucleotides long. RefSeq lists its product as uncharacterized. Lineage: Eukaryota; Metazoa; Arthropoda; Insecta; Hemiptera; Aphididae. The record is from RefSeq and is a predicted model, not a curated record. The transcript has 3 exons. Bases 1 to 1500 code for a protein of 499 amino acids.